AUGGAUUCCCCGAUGGAGCUGACCAUUCAUCACCAUGGUACACCGCAUAUCAUCCAGGUUUCCUCUUCAGCGACAUUACAAGACCUCUCGUCCGAGAUAGCGAGCGUCCUCAACAUCCCAAUAGACAACCAGAAGCUUCUCAUAGCCCCGAAACCAGGGAUGCAAAAAGCGCCAUUUCCUCCAACUCUCCUCGAAGCCAUACUCCAAAGAUCCUCCCCUAAAUUCAAGAUCACCCUCCUCGGGACACCCGCCAAAGAAAUCGCCCACCUCCACGAACAAUCUGCCAGCGAACAGCGCCGACAAGAGGCACGAUCUUCCGCUCUAGCUGCAGCACGUCGCAAUAAACAAAAACCUACCGCAAGCCGCACCGGGGGCAUCCACACUAUCUCCUCUUCGAGCAACAACUACACAUUUCACCGUCUCCUCCCACUCUCCUACCUUCCAAACCCAGACCGGUCUCUUGACUUUCUCAAACGCCUCCGCGACGACCCAGGAAUUCGAGCCGCAAUGGCUAAACACAAGUUCUCCGUCCCACUUCUUACAGAAAUGAACCCAGCCGAACACACCACCAGCGAGUCGCGAACGCUGGGUCUAAAUCGGAACAAAGGCGAGGUCAUCGAGUUGCGUCUGCGAACGGACGCAUAUGAUGGUUAUCGCGAUUAUAGAACUAUUCGAAAGACGCUGUGUCAUGAGCUUGCUCAUUGCGUGUUUGGGCCGCAUGACCGCGAUUUCUGGGAUUUGACAUCUCAGAUUGAGAAGGAGGUUGAUCGUGCUGAUUGGAAGUCUGGGGGAAAUCAAUUGUCUAGUCAGGAGUUCUACAAUCCGGGGGAUUGGGACAGUGUACAAGAUGGCGAGGAGUUUGUUGACGAGUGUGGGUGGACCGGUGGGGAGUUUGUUCUUGGUGGAUUGCAAGGGGAUCCGGCUUCAUCACAGUCUGGCAGUGGCGGGGCGCUGACUCGUCGGGAGAUCAUGGCGCGUGCUGCAGAGGAAAGGAUGAAGAGGGAGAGCCAGGCGAGAAAGCAGGAUGAUGCUACGUGA
Messenger RNA from Penicillium soppii, 1038 nucleotides. RefSeq names its product putative zinc metalloproteinase. NCBI's taxonomy places the organism in Eukaryota, Fungi, Ascomycota, Eurotiomycetes, Eurotiales, Aspergillaceae. Gene Ontology annotation, molecular function: proteasome binding. The transcript has a single exon. The record is from RefSeq and is a predicted model, not a curated record. Bases 1 to 1038 code for a protein of 345 amino acids.